UCCGGCUGCAGGCAGAAGAGACAGACAGAGAGACUCUGUCCUUCACAGCAGGAAACCAGUGGACUUAACUCUACAUCCAAUUACCCCACAGUGCUAUUACACUACUGCAUAUCAAGAGAGAAGAAUGGGACUGCUCAGUGUUGAGGAACUGGUGUCCGGUAAGAGGUCAGAGGGCAAAGAGGCGGACGACUUCCAAGGCGGCGUGUACGAAGCGGCCGUCGAUCAAGAGAAGCAGGAUGACCGCAGGUCCAACAGGGAGCUGGUGGGCGGAGGCCUGCCAGAGGAGAGUGACAGUGGCGGCGAACAGGAGGAAGUCAGUGUGGCAGCUCUCAAUAUUGAUAAAAGCGGCAGGCUGAAGCUGGAGACAGUGGAUGACCUGUUCAACAUCCUGCAGCUGAGGAAGAGGAGACGGGAGAGGAAGGCUCCCGUUCAUAAGAAACAACAGCCAGAGCCUGAGGCCGUGCCAGAGUUUGUGGAUGAGCAGCUGUUUCUGACAGCAGCCAUGGAGAACAAACUGCCUGUUGUGGAAAAGUACUUAACUGAUGAAGGAGACCCCAAUGCAGCCGACCACUUCCAGAGAACAGCUCUGCACAAAGCCUCGUUCAAAGGACACGUGGAGGUCAUGAAAAGGCUCCUGGAGGCCGGAGCUGUCAUUGAGAAAAAAGACAAGCUGGAGGCCACAGCACUCCACUGGGCCUGCAGAGGAGGCAGCCUGCCGGCCCUGCAGCUCCUCCUCGACCAAGGAGCCAAGUUCACCUACAGAGACAAGCUGAACAGCACUCCUCUUCAUGUUGCUGUGCGGACAGGACACUGCGAGUGUGCUGAGCAUCUCAUUCACUGUGGAGCAGACGUCAACGCCAAAGACAGAGACGGAGACACGCCCAUGCACGACGCUGUGAGAAUAAACAGAUUCAAGAUGAUCAAGCUGUUGAUGAUGUACGGGGCCAGUCUCAAAACCAAGAACUGUGAUGGAAAAACUCCACUGGAGACGCUGUAUUCAUGGCAGAGCGGAGCCAAGAGUCUCCUGUGUAACUUCAGCCAGGACAAGUCCAACCAGUAGAACCCACCACAUUCCAGUGAAAGCAGGAAUUCAACAGGAUCUGCUGGUUCAUCAGGAUUUCAUCAGAUUACAUCAGAUACAAGUAUUUUUAGUCAUUUCCAUACUGCGGUUCAUGAAGCACACAUGUCAUUUUUUCUUUUUUUUUGUUUAUCCAGCGAGGCUGUGCCGAGUGUUCACAUCAGAUUCAAACUGUCUCACAUGUUGACUGACAGAUAGUUACCCCCUCAGGAAAGGAUUAAAUGUAAAGUUGGCUCGGCCGAAGCAUUUGGGCGCUGGAAGAUAUCUUAACAAAUAGAACAUUAGUCGUUUGACUUUGUUUUACCUGAAUGCUGUUGGCAGGGUUACAUUCUCUAAUAUGACAUGUUCAUUAUACAGGCAUCAAUCGGCAGGAAGUUGAAGGAGCCUUUGAUCAACAAUGUGAAAUCUAAUCAGGAUGUUGUUAAUAAUGUGAUUAUUAGCACUGAUGGUUUAAUUGAUCGCCAAAUAUUGCUGGACAAUGUCUCGGCCGACGACGCAAAGAGGUUUUUCUUCUUUUUUUUCUUAAUUUUUACUUUAAGCUGAAUUGAAGUCAGCGAUACUGCAUCGAGAAGAUGAUGUAUUUAUUGAUUAAUGACAGCUGUCAGCAAUCAACUUAUUGGGUUUGAUUGAUUUAUGUCAAUACCAUACACUUAAUAACCAAGUGAAUGUCUAGAGCUAUAUUGUAGUUGGUAUGAUUAUUUUUUUAUUGUCAGAUUUUAACCAAUUAUAAAUACUUAGAAUUGAUAGAUUUUCCUUUUACCAUCGGAUCAACAGUCUGUGUGGAUCGAUUCUAGUGUAUAACUGAAAUUAUUUAUUUGUAUAAAAGGACUCCGGCUCAGUUUGAAAAGUUAGAAAAGGGAGGAACUCAGCGUCCUCUUGCUCAAAGAUGACAUGUGUUGUUAUACUUAAACAUUCAGAGGAGUUUAACCUAGUUCUUUGGUCUUAUGCAUUUUACGAUUGAGAGAUGAGACGGGGUGAAGAAAGUUUUUGGAUCAGGAUGAGAAGAAUCUCUUCACUUACACUUACUUUAUUGAUGUUGGUGAUCUGCGGAUUUACACUUCAACUGUGUUUUCUUUGUAGUUGAUCUAGACGGGAGCAAAUACCUAGACUGCAAAACUACGUAAGACCUUUUUCUCCUACAGCAACGUGCAUUUAAGUCGCAUAAUCAUAUUCGCAUCAUCGUACUGCUUUAAUGUAUACAGGGAAACUUACAGUGUGUUUGAUAUUCGUACUUUUCCACAUAAAGUCCAGUCCAGUUAUUUUGACUCGUCUUAAUCUUGGCUGCAAUAAAACUUCUUUCCUUCUAAUUCACAACACCGUUUAUCACUUUGAAAAUGUGUUUCUGCCGCAAACCUUGAGCACUGAUUAGGCAUGUGUUUGUGGGUUUAGCCUAGACAACAUUCAGACAAAGUUCAUCUUGUUCAAAUUGUCCCAGUUUCUUCUACUGAAGCUCAGUUUGAACAUCUGGAGUCCAAACAACUUAUCAAAGGUCACCUCAGUGAUAUAUAAAAAAAGCUUCAACUGGCCCCAGCUGUCAGUACGACCCUGACAUCCCAGCUGCAAGCCACUUUUGUUUUGUUGCAGUGAAGAUAUUUUGGGAAUGUGGUGUCUCCUCUUCCUGUAAUUCUAGUUUGGGUGAGGGUGAAACAAACACACACAAAAGAGUGUGAGAGUGGAAAAAGCUGAAAAGUCAGUGUUGGUUCAGAGGAUGUUUGACAAGUGUUAAUGUGGAUAAACAGCUCUUGAUAUAUGACUGGUUAUCCGAUUUAUUUUUUAUUGUUAAAGACGUAUGUACAUUUUGCCUUGUAUUUAUGGAUUGAUUGAAUAAAAAUGAUUUUGAAUUUAA
Sebastes umbrosus (honeycomb rockfish) is the source of this 2924-nucleotide messenger RNA. It is a transcript of the gene ankrd1a, whose product is annotated as ankyrin repeat domain 1a (cardiac muscle). The transcript has 9 exons. Gene Ontology annotation, cellular component: nucleus. The coding region runs from base 125 to 1060 and encodes 311 amino acids. NCBI's taxonomy places the organism in Eukaryota, Metazoa, Chordata, Actinopteri, Perciformes, Sebastidae. The record is from RefSeq and is a predicted model, not a curated record. Gene Ontology annotation, biological process: regulation of transcription by RNA polymerase II. Gene Ontology annotation, molecular function: RNA polymerase II-specific DNA-binding transcription factor binding.